Lytechinus pictus (painted urchin) is the source of this 3407-nucleotide messenger RNA. Its product is annotated as ADP-ribosylhydrolase ARH3-like. Lineage: Eukaryota; Metazoa; Echinodermata; Echinoidea; Temnopleuroida; Toxopneustidae. The transcript is spliced from 8 exons. Bases 225 to 1313 code for a protein of 362 amino acids. Gene Ontology annotation, cellular component: mitochondrion; nucleus. The record is from RefSeq and is a predicted model, not a curated record.
CGGCCCGGCCGACGCGACCGGUCCGAUCUGAUCCCCGGCGCGGCCCCGUCAUCCGGCCCGGUAGUGAAUCGAAACAGUGUCAGUGAGAGAGAAAUUGGCUGAUAAGAUGAGGUUUUUGCUCAUUAAAAAUUGACCAAAGAAGGCAAACACGACUCUGAUCCAGUUGAUGAACCAGUUCUUUCAUUCAAGCAAAGAUUGUGUUAGGUAAUACACUGACAAUCAUUAUGGCUGUGACUCCUACCCUGAGGUCUCGCUUCCAAGGGUGUCUAGUAGCUGCUGUGUCAGGCGAUUGCCUUGGUGCUCCCUAUGAAGUACAUGGUGUUCCACAGCUAGACACUUUCGGGUCCCUGACAGCAUUCUUUCAACGGAUCGGAACAGAUAUAAAAGAAAAAGAUUACUUACGAUACACAGAUGAUACGGCAAUGUGUCACUGUAUAGCUGAAUCACUCAUUGAUAAUAGGGGCAAUUUCAACAGCAAGGAUCUAGCUAAGAAGUUUGGGACAGAGUACACUAAGGAGCCUCAAAGAGGUUAUGGAGGCAACGUAAUCUCAGUCUUAAAGGCAUUCAAUAAAGACCUAGAUGAUCCCUUUGAACCAGCAAGGAUGCAGUUCAAUGGAUCAGGUUCCUAUGGCAACGGUGGAGCCAUGAGGGUGGCCCCUGUCGCACUCUGCCCCGAAGUCAACUUUGAAAAAAUGAUUGAGGUUGCUAAACAGACUGCUCUUUUGACUCAUAGCAACUACCUUGGUUAUUCUGGAGCCAUCCUUCAGUGCUGUGCAAUCCACCUAGCUUUGCACUCUGACCCCACAACCUUUGACACGGAUGCUUUCAUCGACAGACUUCUAGAGGUGAUGGAGAAACAAGAUGCCCCAGAUUCACCUGCUGCUAAGGUGUCACGGACAAGUGAUAACUCUACAACCGCAGGAAGCCAGGGCAUAGAGUACUGUAGAAGAUUAAGGUUAUUGAAGCCCCUCUUAGAGGAAGAUGCUAAUAUCAAGAAAGUAGCAGCUGAAUUAGGAAAUGAAAUAUCAGCUCACAAGAGUGUACCAGCAGCCAUUUAUUCCUUCCUCCGCUGCCGGACACCGGUAGAAGGCAUCGAUAACACCAACGCUCUUGAGCGCACCAUCCUCUAUGCCAUAUCUUUGGAUGGUGAUACCGAUACGAUCGCUUCAAUGGCAGGGGCCAUCGCUGGGGCAUUCUAUGGCAUUGAACCCAUCUCUGCCGACUGGAUGAAUGUGUGUGAGGGAACAGAUGUAGCCAUUCUACAGGCUGAUGCCAUCUAUGAUAUACACUUUGGAAAGAAUGAGAAAACCUAGUUUCUUUAGGAUGGUUGGAUAUGGUUUCCAUGAAUUAGCAAUAGAACUGAAAUAUACUGAAUAACACUGCAGACCUGCCAACCAGUACGUUUUUGGCGUAUUUAGUACGUUUUUGCCACCAAAAUACGGCAGUACAUUUUUUCUUUAAAAAUAUGGUUAUUAGAUCAAUGUAAUUGCAGGUAACUUUUUUUUUAAUGCAAGAACAGUGCGCAUUUUAGCUUGCAUGUAGCUUGAGCGCCGCGAUGAGUGAGUGCGCCACGCAUUUAUUAUGAAAUACAUUUUUUGGGGGAAAAAUACACUUUUUUUAAUCACAGAAUACACUUUUUCAUUUCCAGAGGUUGGCAGGUCUGACACUGUUGUUUUGCUAGGGCCAUGAGGAUCUCUGGAUGGUGUGUGCGGUCUAUUGGACAACACCAUUAUGAUUACUAUAGAAGUUUUAUUUUUCAGUACUGUGUAAACUGUGAUUGGGGAUGAUUUUAUUUGCUAGAUCAUCUGUCAAAAUUUCUGUAUAUGGACAUUGUUAUAUAUAUGAGAAUGAAACAAAUAUUGAAUAUACACACCUGGGAAGCAUUUCAUGAAUGAACAAUUAUUUGUAUUCGUUUAUGUCAAAGUCUGUUGUAUGUGACAUUUACCAUUGUACUAAUUAGAUGAUUGUGCUUAUAAUUCGAGCAUCUUUUUCACAUAUCUACUGGACUAUUAUCAGCCAAUGAAAAUCAAGUAAAGGUACAUUGUACCAUGUGGGGGGAUCAAUAUCAAAAUAUUAACUGAAGGUUAGAAAGUAUAUGGAUCUAGUUCAUAAAACUUGGACAUAAGGAUAAUCAAGUAUUACUGAAAAUCCUGCCCAAGUUUCAGGUCAUAUGAUAUGACCAAGGUCAAAGGUUAUUUAGGGUCAAUGAACUUUGGCCAUGUUGGGGGUAUUUGUUGAUUUCCAUCAUAACUUUGACAGUUUAGUGAUCUGGUUCAUGAAACUUAGACAUAAAAGUAAUCAAGUAUCACUGAACAUCCUUUGUGAGUUUCAGGUCACAUGACCAAGGUCAAAGGUCCUUUAGGGUCAAUGAACUUAGCUUAUGUUGGGGGAAUCAAAACAAAAUCUUAACCAAGGUUAAGUUUUUUUAAAUGUCAUAACUCUGAAACUAUAUGGAUCUGGUUCAUGAAACUUGGGAAAUAAUAUUAAUCAAGCAUCAGUGAACAUCCAGUGUGAGUUUCAGGUCACAUGACCAAGGUCAAUGAACUUUGGCCAUGUUGGGGGUAUUUUUUGAAUUGCCAUCAUAACUCUGAAAGUUUAUGAAUUUAGUUCAUGAAAUGUGGACUGAAGUCCACAUCACUGAUCGUCUUGAACAAGUCUUCGGUCACACGAUCAAGGUUAAAUGUCAUUUAGGGUCAAUGAACAUAGUAUUUUAUCAUCAUAUGAAUGGUGUUUUUUGUAAAUGAUUCUAUAUUCGUUUUCAAAGUCAGCACUGCUGCUAUAGUGAAUCGCGUAAUGAAGGCGAGACUGCCAGAGGCGGCUCACUUGUUUUCCUAUAAGGUUAGAUCUCAUGUAAUAAAACAAACUAUCGCUUGCUCCUUGAGGUGAAUGAAUGUUCUAUCUUUCCUCAGCUUCGGUCAGAAGUAAAGCUAUAUAUCCAGCUUGCUUUGAAGUGAUGGUUUGCCCACCACCUGCACCAUUAAUGAUUAUUUGCAUACUAAUAGUAGCAGAUCUGCUUUAAGAGGUGUAAUUACAAUAGAGGUUUUUCCAAGUGGUUAAAAAUAUAUGAUGAAAUCAAAUUUCUUUCUGAUCUACUUUGUUCUGAAAACAUUGCUUUUGUUUUGAAGACAUUUCUUGAUAUUAAUAAUGAGGUUAUAUAGUAGGGGAGGGGGGGGGGGGGCUUCCAUUAUUCUAAUGGAAAAUAGUUAAAUUUUGGUUUAAUGAGACAGAGAGGCCAGAAACUGAUCUGUGUGAGAUGCUCACAAAAUUGUCAAACAAUAAUACUUCUAUCAAAAUAAUAGAAUCUAGUGCUUGUCUUUCAUAAUUGUGACAGUUUUAUUAUCAAAUUUCAUAAUGCUUUCGUUCUAAAUGAUGAACUUAAAAUAUUAAACUUUUUUGUAGACAUAUAA